UCUUUGCAGCCUAGCCCCGCCCCGCCCCGCGCUCCGGGCGCACCUCCCCAGCCCGCCAGCUCGGGUGUCUGAGCGGCCGCGCCCGCUGGCCGUGCGCUCUGAUUGGCUGUGCCGAGGCGGCGGGCGGCCCACGGGCGCACACACCCUCUCUGUACAGCCAAUGGACGUGCGCGCGUCACUGACCGGGCGGCCCGCGAGCGGCAGCCCCUUCAAUAAGCCACAUUGUUGCACGAAACUCCAGAGCAAGAGUCCCGGGCUGCCGCCGGCAUCGCCGUGUCACGCAGCUAGGAAGAUCUACCGACGGGAGCAUCGCGUACAUUUGUCCAAGAGGUCCGAUCACCCCAGUGGAGCUGGGCUGCGGUUCUUUCCAAGUUGAGUUUAGUGCCCCUGUGGCUUAAGUUAGCGCUUUGACGUAGGGCAGCCAGACACGUUGCCUGGAGUGAUACUUAGCCGCUUUUACCAGUUGUGACUCCAAAGAAUCCCUGUUCCUAGAGCCCCGAGUUCCCACCUAGCCAGGCGCGCUUUCGCCGUUAACCUUCUUCGUGAACUCCCUGCUCCCCGUCGGGCCGCCGAGCCUAGGCACAAAGCGCUCGCGCCUCGGUUUCCCCAAGUCGGCACCGUUUGGCCGCGCAGCAGGAUGAUUGCCUCGCAUCUGCUCGCCUACUUCUUCACGGAGCUCAACCAUGACCAAGUACAGAAGGUUGACCAGUAUCUCUACCACAUGCGUCUCUCUGAUGAGACCCUCCUGGAGAUCUCUAAGAGGUUCCGCAAGGAGAUGGAGAAAGGGCUUGGAGCCACCACCCAUCCCACUGCAUCUGUGAAAAUGCUGCCAACUUUUGUGAGGUCCACUCCCGACGGCACAGAACAUGGAGAAUUCCUGGCCCUGGACCUCGGGGGCACCAACUUCCGGGUGCUCUGGGUGAGAGUGACUGACAAUGGGCUCCAGAAGGUGGAGAUGGAGAACCAGAUCUAUGCCAUUCCGGAGGACCUCAUGCGCGGCAGUGGAACCCAGCUGUUCGACCACAUUGCUGAAUGCCUGGCGAACUUCAUGGACAAGCUACAGAUCAAAGACAAGAAACUCCCUCUGGGUUUUACCUUCUCCUUCCCCUGCCACCAGACUAAGCUCGACGAGAGUUUCCUGGUGUCAUGGACCAAGGGAUUCAAGUCCAGCGGAGUGGAAGGCAGAGAUGUGGUGGCCCUGAUCCGCAAGGCCAUCCAGCGGAGAGGGGACUUUGAUAUUGACAUUGUGGCUGUGGUGAAUGACACAGUUGGGACCAUGAUGACCUGUGGCUAUGAUGACCAGAACUGUGAAAUCGGUCUCAUUGUGGGCACGGGCAGUAAUGCCUGCUACAUGGAGGAGAUGCGCCACAUUGACAUGGUGGAAGGCGAUGAGGGGCGGAUGUGCAUCAACAUGGAGUGGGGGGCAUUCGGAGACGACGGCACACUCAAUGACAUUCGCACUGAGUUUGACCACGAGAUCGACAUGGGCUCGCUGAACCCUGGGAAGCAACUGUUUGAGAAGAUGAUCAGCGGGAUGUACAUGGGCGAGCUGGUCAGGCUCAUCCUUGUGAAGAUGGCCAAGGAGGAGCUGCUCUUCGGGGGGAAGCUCAGCCCAGAGCUGCUCACCACGGGUCGCUUUGAGACAAAAGAUGUUUCCGAUAUCGAAGGGGAGAAGGAUGGCAUUAAGAAGGCUCUGGAAGUCCUGGUACGGCUGGGCCUGAACCCAACCCAGGAAGACUGCGUGGCCACCCAUCGAAUCUGCCAGAUCGUGUCCACGCGCUCAGCCAACCUGUGCGCAGCCACCCUGGCUGCUGUGCUGCGGCGCAUCAAGGAGAACAAGGGCGUGGAGCGGCUGCGUUCCACCGUGGGAGUCGACGGCUCUGUCUAUAAGAAACACCCCCAUUUCGCCAAGCGUCUUCACAAGACCGUGCGAAGGCUGGUGCCCGACUGUGAUGUUCGCUUCCUCCGCUCAGAAGAUGGCAGUGGCAAAGGGGCAGCCAUGGUGACGGCAGUGGCCUACAGACUGGCUGACCAACACCGAGCCCGCCAGAAGACCCUGGAGUCUCUGAAGCUGAACCAUGAGCAGUUGCUGGAGGUCAAGAGGAGGAUGAAGUUAGAAAUGGAGCGCGGUCUGAGCAAGGAGACCCAUUCUGUGGCCCCCGUCAAGAUGCUGCCCACCUACGUAUGUGCCACUCCUGAUGGCACAGAGAAAGGAGACUUCCUGGCCUUGGACCUGGGAGGAACCAACUUCCGGGUUCUGCUGGUGCGGGUGCGAAAUGGGAAGCGGCGUGGUGUGGAGAUGCACAACAAAAUCUACUCCAUCCCGCAGGAAGUCAUGCACGGUACUGGGGACGAGCUCUUUGAUCACAUCGUCCAGUGCAUUGCCGACUUCCUCGAGUACAUGGGCAUGAAGGGCGUGUCUCUGCCCCUGGGCUUCACCUUCUCCUUUCCCUGCCAGCAGAACAGCCUGGAUGAGAGCAUCCUCCUCAAGUGGACAAAAGGCUUUAAGGCAUCUGGCUGUGAGGGUGAGGACGUGGUCAGUCUGCUGAAGGAAGCCAUCCAUCGGCGGGAGGAGUUUGACCUGGAUGUGGUUGCUGUGGUGAAUGACACGGUGGGAACCAUGAUGACCUGUGGCUAUGAAGACCCUCACUGUGAAGUGGGCCUCAUUGUUGGCACGGGCAGCAAUGCCUGCUACAUGGAGGAGAUGCGCAACGUGGAGCUGGUGGACGGAGAAGAGGGGCGCAUGUGUGUCAACAUGGAGUGGGGGGCCUUCGGGGACAACGGAUGCCUGGAAGACUUCCGCACUGAGUUUGAUGUGGCCGUGGAUGAGCUUUCUCUCAAUCCUGGCAAGCAGAGGUUUGAGAAGAUGAUCAGCGGUAUGUACUUGGGGGAGAUUGUACGUAACAUCCUCAUCGAUUUCACUAAGCGUGGGCUGCUGUUCCGUGGGCGCAUCUCAGAGCCACUCAAGACAAGAGGAAUCUUUGAAACCAAGUUCCUGUCUCAGAUUGAGAGUGACUGCCUGGCCCUGCUGCAGGUGCGGGCCAUCCUGCACCGUCUGGGGCUUGAGAGCACCUGUGACGACAGCAUCAUCGUCAAGGAAGUGUGCACCGUGGUGGCACGGCGGGCAGCCCAACUCUGUGGUGCAGGCAUGGCUGCUGUGGUGGACAAGAUACGAGAAAACCGGGGGCUGGACACUCUCAAAGUGACAGUGGGCGUGGAUGGGACCCUCUACAAGCUACAUCCUCACUUUGCCAAAGUUAUGCACGCAACAGUGAAGGAACUGGCCCCCAAAUGUGACGUGUCCUUCCUGGAGUCGGAGGAUGGCAGUGGCAAGGGGGCAGCUCUCAUCACUGCUGUGGCCUGCCGCAUCCGAGAAGCCGGACAGCGAUAGGACCCCUGGCGUCACAAAGGACUGCUGGUUCUCCCCUUCCCCACUUUAAAUUAUAAGAUGUCACCCCCGUGUCAGA
This is a messenger RNA of Ochotona princeps (American pika), 3467 nucleotides long. It is a transcript of the gene HK2, whose product is annotated as hexokinase 2. The transcript has 18 exons. Gene Ontology annotation, molecular function: ATP binding; D-glucose binding; fructokinase activity. Gene Ontology annotation, biological process: glucose 6-phosphate metabolic process; intracellular glucose homeostasis; glycolytic process. Gene Ontology annotation, cellular component: mitochondrion; cytosol. The coding region runs from base 638 to 3391 and encodes 917 amino acids. NCBI's taxonomy places the organism in Eukaryota, Metazoa, Chordata, Mammalia, Lagomorpha, Ochotonidae. The record is from RefSeq and is a predicted model, not a curated record.